AUUAUUUUCGUUAGUUAUUCCAACAUAUUAAAUGUAUACAUAUUAAGACAACCACUAGUGAUAAAAGGUUAUAGUACAGGAGUUCCUCCCUUACCAGAACUUUAUAAUGAUUGCUACAAGAAAUUGGAUGAUGACGGUGGUGGCACCAUAUUAAUCUGUGGUCAUAGUUUUCAUUGGCAUUGCUAUGGAGCUGAUACGUUUUCCAAAAAUGAUGGAUUUGAAGAAGAACCACAAAAUUUAGAAGAAGAUACAGAAGAGCAUAAAAAUAUUCAAGAAAGAGAUAUAAAUUUACAAAAUGCAUUAGAGGAUAUAGAUAAAUU
Molecule: messenger RNA, 320 nt
Organism: Funneliformis caledonium
Lineage: Eukaryota; Fungi; Glomeromycota; Glomeromycetes; Glomerales; Glomeraceae
Source: the annotation of a GenBank genome assembly